GGACUCUUCACAAUAUUCAGCCUCCCAAGACGCGUCCACGCUUUCUUUCUUUCACCUCGCACCAUGGCGCCUCAGAAACCCCUCAGGAGCGUCGCAGACAUCGCUGCGCUGAUCGACCAUAGUCUCCUGCAUCCAACCUUGACGGAUGCGGAGAUCCAGCGCGGACUCGAAGUUGCAAGGGAUUCCAAGGUCGCCACGGCCUGCAUCAAGCCAUACAGCAUCCCCCAAGCCAUCAACGUCCUCAGUGGCUCCGGCGUCGGCAUCUGCGUCGUGAUCGCCUUCCCGCACGGCAACAGCACCAUCAAGACCAAAGUCACCGAAGCCACCUACGCGAUGCUCGACCUCGCCGGCUUCGUCGAGACCGGCGGCGCGCGCUCGUCCCGGGGGCGCGCCGAGAUCGACAUGGUCGUCAACGUCGGCAAGGCGCUCUCCGGCGAGUGGACGUACGUCGAGGACGAGAUCGCCGCGGUCAACGCCGCCGUGGCCGAGCGCGGCGGCGCGCUCAAGGUCAUCUUCGAGACGGACUUCCUCGAGCGCCCCCACGUCGCGCGCCUCGCGGAGAUAUGCGCGCGCGUCGGCGUCGCGUUCGUCAAGACCAGCAGCGGCUUCGGGUUCGUCAGGGACAAGGCGCACCCCGCGCUGUACACGUACCGCGGCGCGACGGUCGAGCAUGUCCAGGUGAUGAAGCAGAACGUCGGGCCCGCCGUGCAGGUCAAGGCCGCCGGGGGCAUUCGGACGCUCGACCAGCUCCUGCAGGUGUACGAGGCGGGGGCGACGAGGAUCGGCGCGACGGCCACGGAAGCCAUCUUGAAGGAAGCAAGGGCGAGGGGAUACCCGGAAUGUUAGACAAGACGUACCAUGUAACGGACUCAAAACUGCUCAUAUAUCCCUAGGAUGACAAUAGGAAUCACGAUACC
Messenger RNA from Gloeophyllum trabeum ATCC 11539, 917 nucleotides. Its product is annotated as deoxyribose-phosphate aldolase. Gene Ontology annotation, molecular function: deoxyribose-phosphate aldolase activity. NCBI's taxonomy places the organism in Eukaryota, Fungi, Basidiomycota, Agaricomycetes, Gloeophyllales, Gloeophyllaceae. Gene Ontology annotation, biological process: carbohydrate catabolic process; deoxyribonucleotide catabolic process. The transcript is spliced from 4 exons. The record is from RefSeq and is a predicted model, not a curated record. Gene Ontology annotation, cellular component: cytoplasm. The coding region runs from base 64 to 846 and encodes 260 amino acids.